Messenger RNA from Linnemannia hyalina, 1542 nucleotides. The record is from the annotation of a GenBank genome assembly. NCBI's taxonomy places the organism in Eukaryota, Fungi, Mortierellomycota, Mortierellomycetes, Mortierellales, Mortierellaceae.
AUGGGAGAAAUCGACGCCCGCAAGGCAGUGGCCGCUACACCCUCGCCAACCGCAGACUUUGAAGUCGCCUCUCUCAAGAACCCAGACUACGUGCGCAAGUUUGACCGAGUCAUCGACGACCUCCAGGACGUCUACACCCACAAGAUCAGACCUCUCGAGAAGGCUUACAACUAUGAGCACUUUUCUUCUUCUGCUCCUCUGGGAAAUGAUGAUAUUGCGGCCAAGCCUAUGGUCUUGCUUAUUGGACAGUACUCUACCGGCAAGACGACGUUCAUUAACUCACUGUUGAAAAAGUCAUACCCCAGCUCGCACAUUGGUGUCGAGCCAACUACGGACAGAUUUGUGGCGGUGAUGGACAACCCAACAGACAGGAUCAUCCCCGGAAAUGCGGCUGCCGUCUCUUCAGCCCUCCCUUUCAAGGGCCUCGACAAAUUCGGACAAGCCUUCCUCUCUCGCUUCCAAGUCUCUCAGACUCCUUCCCCUGUCCUCCAGAAUUUCACAAUUGUCGAUACCCCCGGUAUUCUGUCGGGCGACAAGCAGCGUGAUCGUGGAUACGACUACACUUCGGUGAUUGAGUGGUUUGCAGAGAGGGCAGAUCUGGUCUUGUUGUUGUUUGAUUCCCACAAGUUGGAUAUCUCGAACGAACUCAAGGCUGCUAUUCAUGCACUGAAGGGCCAUGAGGAGAAGGUCAGAGUUGUCUUGAAUAAGUCGGAUAUGGUCAACCAGCAACAGCUCAUGCGCGUAUACGGAGCAUUGAUGUGGUCGUUGGGAAAGGUGGUCCACACUCCCGAGGUGAUGCGGGUGUACUUGGUUUCGAUCUGGUUGGAGAGACCCCCGAACGCCUUUGACGACUGCAGGACACUCUUGGACUCUGAAAAGAAGGAUCUCCUCAUGGACUUGCAGCAAUUACCCAUCAACGCCGCCAUCCGCAAAGUCAACGAGAUUGUCAAGCGUGCUCGUCUGGCCCGUGUCCAUGCUCUGAUCAUGGCCCAUUUGCGUGACCAGAUGCCUUCUUUCUAUGGCAAGGCAGCUGCCCUCAAGCAGUUGUCGGAUAACCUCCCUCGCGAGUUCAAGGAGGUCUCGAAGAAGUUCAGACUUCCUAUGGGAGACUUCCCGGAUGUUGAAAAGUUCCGUGAGGCGUUACAUGGCAUGAAGUUUGAGCAGUUUGGAGCUCUGAAUGAGAAACUUCUCAUGGCCUCUGAUGAGGCGUUGGGCACAGAUCUCCCAGAGUUGCUGCAGAGACUCCCCCAUCACUCAUCAUUCACAGGAACAACUGCCCGCCCAGAACUGGAUUCCGAGGAUGAGGAUCUCGAAAACGAUGACCUCAGACAGCCACUGAAGCGCAACCUUACACGCACUGGAACCCGUUCGCGGUACGCACCCGUCAAGCCCGAGCGCGACUUGUCGGCGAUCAUCUACAGCAUUGUUCUGUUCACGCUGGUGCUGUUCUUUACGACGGUUGUCGGAGGCGGUAUUGCGAUGAAGAUGGGGUGGGUUGAUGGCUUGGGGCCUCUGAUCGAGUUAUUGAAACCUCAGGUCUGA